AUGGGAUUUCCUGCCUCUCUGGAGGGAGUGUCACAUUUCAUCUUUUCUCCAUCUUUUCCCUUUCUAGCAGCCCAGUGCCUUCUACUCCUUGCUUGCGUGCUGGUCUUGGCUGCCCCAGGCCACUCCAUGCAUAUACAAACCCUAAACAUCUUCAAGAAAUCUCCCUCCGACACUUCGGCGAGUGCUCUGAAGAAAACCAGUUGGCCCAAGGACUGCAGCGAGGUCUCUGCUGGCAGCCCCAGCGGCGUCUACGUCAUCCAGCCCACAGGACUGCACCCCAUCGUGGUGUACUGCGAAAUGAAUGUGACAGAUGGGGGCUGGACAGUCAUCCAGAGGAACCAGCAGAGCACGGAGAUCACCUGGGCCGAGUCCUGGAGCACCUACAAGUACGGCUUUGGGAACGUGCACACCGAGUACUGGCUGGGCACAGAGUACAUCCAUCAGAUCUGCAAGCAGAAGGUCUACGAGGUCAGGUUUGUCAUCUGGGAUGCUGCAAACAACACCAAGUUUGCAGACUACAACCUCUUCAGCCUGGAAGAUGAGUCCCACAGCUACCGGCUGAGGCUGGGAACGUACUCGGGGACAGCGGAGGAUGCCAUGAACUCAGACAAUCCCAGGAAUGUGCACAACAACAUGAAGUUCUCCACAAAAGAUCGAGAUCAGGACACUUACAGAGGGAACUGUGCCUCCCGCUCUGGGGGCGGGUGGUGGUACUCAGCGUGUUAUUCUGUACGGCUGAACAUCAAGGGGGGCAUAACGUGGGGCAGCCUGUGCAAUGAGAACUGCAAAGCUUCGGCCAUCCUCAUCAAACCAGCUCCAUACCAUUAG
Gymnogyps californianus (California condor) is the source of this 828-nucleotide messenger RNA. Its product is annotated as fibrinogen-like protein 1-like protein. NCBI's taxonomy places the organism in Eukaryota, Metazoa, Chordata, Aves, Accipitriformes, Cathartidae. Bases 1 to 828 code for a protein of 275 amino acids. The transcript has 2 exons. The record is from RefSeq and is a predicted model, not a curated record.